AUGGAAACAGCACGUGCAUGCAUGCCACAAGCUUUGUUAAGUUUGAUAGGAGUUAAGGUUGUUUCCAAUUGUGGAUUUGUGAGAUGGCUCCUAAUCCGUCCCAGAAAGGGGAGCAUUGUGACUGUGCUGAGCAUCGAUGGAGGAGGCAUCAGGGGCAUUAUCCCUGCCACAAUUCUUGCCUUUCUUGAAUCCAAGCUCCAGGAACGAGAUGGACCGGAAUCAAGACUCGCGGAUUACUUCGAUAUAGUUGCUGGAACCAGCACUGGAGGUUUGCUGGCCACGAUGAUCACUGCGCCCAAUGAGGAAAAACGCCCCAUAUAUGCUGCGAAAGACAUUGUUGACUUCUAUUUGCAGCACUGUCCUGGACUGUUUCCUGGUUGCAGGUUAAUUCUAAUUUUUGCAAUGUUUUAUAGAUACUCCAGUAUAAACAGAAGCCGCCAUAACUUGCUGAAGACAUUCAAGAACUUGUUUGGUCCCAAGUACAACGGGAGAUAUCUGAGGACAUUGCUAAGGGAACAACUAGGCGAGCUCACGAUAAAGGAGACGUUAACAGAUCUGGUGAUACCGGCCUUUGAUAUCAAGCGGCUUCAACCGGUUAUCUUCACUACUACAGAUGUAUGCAUCUUUUCUAUAUGCAUUCUUCUACCCCAAGUGGAUGCAAAAAUUAAUGCUCAUUUGCUUCAAAUUUUGGGGCAGGCAAAGGAAAAGGCUUACAGAAACGCAAAUCUAUCUGAUAUCUGCAUAGGCACCUCUGCAGCACCUACAUAUCUCCCAGCACACUAUUUUGAAACCAUUGAUGAAGGAGGAAAAGUCACCAGUUAUGAUCUCAUUGAUGGAGGGGUUGCAGCCAAUAAUCCUUCACAGACUCUGAUAGCCAUAUCCCACAUUUCCAGUGGAAUCUUGGCUGGAGACUCUGAGUAUGUGCAAAUGGAUCCACUAGACAGCAGUAAAAUCCUGGUCUUGUCUCUGGGUACCGGCAUAGUCAAGCAAGCGCACGAGUACAAUGCAGAGACAGCAGCCAGAUGGGGCUUGUUUGGAUGGGUGUACAAAAAAGGCAACAUACCAUUGCUCGAUGUUUUCGGUGAUGCAAGCUCCGACAUGGUCGACAUACAUGUUUCCACCCUAUUCCAAUCCCUCCAUACCCAGAACAAUUACCUCCGUAUCCAGGUUGUGUGAACCCCGACUAAAGUUGCAUUUUAGCACUAAAAAUUUAUGAAAUAUUGCUACAUGGGAAUAACUAAAAUUCUUAACAUUUGUAUACAUCGCAUAGGACAAUACAUUAUCUGGAGACAAGUAUUCACUAGACAUUGCAACUCCUGAGAAUCUUGAAGCCCUUGUUGAGACUGCAAAUCAACUGCUAAAGAAUCCGAUAUCGAGAGUGAACCUUGAAACAGGUGAAUUUGAAGAAAUUGAAGGAGAGGGGACAAAGAAGAAGCGCUUAUUCGAAUCGCAAGACAGCUUUCAGAGGAACGAGAGCUAAGACUAUCAGACGAGACGCUAAGUAUUGACUAACAAUUUAUCUCAAAGGAAUAAAGGUCUGAGGCUGGCCCUAAA
Molecule: messenger RNA, 1554 nt
Organism: Sesamum indicum (sesame)
Lineage: Eukaryota; Viridiplantae; Streptophyta; Magnoliopsida; Lamiales; Pedaliaceae
Source: RefSeq, a predicted model, not a curated record